Myxocyprinus asiaticus (Chinese sucker) is the source of this 6313-nucleotide messenger RNA. Its product is annotated as protein GREB1-like. The record is from RefSeq and is a predicted model, not a curated record. The coding region runs from base 67 to 5652 and encodes 1861 amino acids. Lineage: Eukaryota; Metazoa; Chordata; Actinopteri; Cypriniformes; Catostomidae. Gene Ontology annotation, biological process: multicellular organism development. The transcript has 32 exons.
GAGACCACUGCCCCCUCUUACGCAGACAACUCCCAAGGCUAAAAGUCUUUAUAGCUGACCUCUUCCAUGCUCUGUGGAAAAGUAAUGAAAGCUGCACUUUCAUCAUGUUCUGGAGCAAACUAUCAGGUCAUGGGGAACUCAUACACAGGGCACCUUCAGAGCUCACGUUUCGAGGAAGUGCUUCACAACUCUAUAGAAGCGUCACUGCGCUCCAACACUGUAGUGCCCAGACCUGUGUUCUCCCAGCUGUACCUGGAGGCAGAGCACAGGCCUUACUCUCAUGAUGGUCGGAUAGAUGAGGAAAAUGAUGAAGAGGAUGGCUCAGAUUCAAACAGCCCUCCAAUCCCAUAUCAGAUGAAGCCUCCACCAGAGGGCUCCUGUACCACUGAUGGGUUCUGUCAGGCAGGCAAAGACCUGCGGCUAUCGUCGAUGGCCACCGAGUUGUUUGAAGUCCCACCUGGGUUUCUGCUUGUCGGAGCAAAAUCUCCCAGCGUGCCUGAUCACAUUCUGGUGUGUGCAGUGGAUCUGCAGUUUCUCCCAGACAAAUGUGGACGCAAUGCACUUUUAGGGUUCUCAGGGAACUGCAUGGGCUGUGGCAAGAAGGGCUUCCGGUACUUCACUGAGUUUGCCAAUCACAUCAACCUGAAGCUUACCACGCAACCCAAGAAGCAGAAGCACUUAAAGUACCACCUGCUCAGGAACGCACAGGGCAUACUGGUCAAGGGACCACCAAUCUGCUGGAAGGGUAUAGACAGCAGAAUGAGACAUGCUGUCUCUAACAUUGCUGGUGGACAAGAAGAACAAUCAGGCCAUGGACCUACUGACCUGCUUCCCAAUUCAGGGCACACAACCUUGAACACAUUUAACCACACGGAUCUGAAUUCCCAUCUUCACAUAUCUGAGGGUUUUCCUCCUAUAACCAAUGUCAGUCAUGUUCCUGGACCCCAGCAGCCUCAGCCACAGCCUGGAAUAGUGGCUAAUGUCCCAGGAAGGCCCACAGUAACAGGCUUCAUGGCAAAUUCUGGGCCUCCAAAGAAGAGACAUAGGGGAUGGUCCCCAGGAUCCUCUGCUCCAACAGAAGCCACCCUCAGACCUAUUCCCACCAGCACCUUCAACGUCACUAAAUCAGCUGAUAGUGGGGCAUCAGGGUGUUUGUCUCUGGGCUCCUUGCCGCCUCUUGCCCCAGGUGAGAUUAUUACAGUGCCUGAUCACCUGCUCCAGACCUGUGGACUGCGGCCUGUCAUUUUUAAAGGGCACGGGACACUGCCACGUUUAUGUGGGAAUCUCAGGGAUGUGCUGGUGAGUGGCUUGAUGCAGAAAUGCUACCACAGCUCUCAAAACCUCCCGCGUGUCUACGAGCAAUAUGGAGCCGCUCCCAUUCAGCCCAUCUCCACUGAGAUGCAGAUCCUGCUGACUGUCUACUAUUUAGUGCAGCUUGCACCUGACCAGAUUCCUCUGAUGGAAGACCUGGAGCAGAUCUUCAUGCGCUCCUGGCAUGAGUCACACCUGACGGAGAUCCGGCAGUACCAGCAGACCCAUGUACAGUUUCCUUUUCCUCUUCCCUGCCUGGCCCAGCCCCUCACCCCCUCUCAGCUCCCCUGGCUGGCUAAACUCGCCACCAGCUCAUGUGGAGAAGGAGUCUUGGUGCUGGACACAGCGCCCUCUCUGGCCGAAGCACUGGAGGACACCUUUCACAGGCUUGUGGAUGGGAGAUUGAGCCAGACUAGUUAUGUGGUGGUCUUCUGCAUGAACAGGAGUCAGGAGAUAGAGUCAUGUGUGGUGGUGACUGGAAAGCACCAGACACGUGUGCUAGCUGAGAGCCUACUUUCUCCCGGUGAUUGUACAAGAGAGAUCACCCAUGAGCUGACUUCUGGAAUGGCAGCAGUGCUUGGGUCCUAUUUCAGUUCUCUUGGUCCAGAUGGAGAUGUGGAGGCUUUGCUGGAAAAAGCCAGUCCUGAAACAUCUGUCCAGUAUUGUGGUCUAGAACCAUCAGGAGACAGCCCUAAACCAACAUGUGCCGAAUAUUAUGUAAAGUGGCAUGAGAUUCGACCCAUUCAGCUCGCUAUGGCACGGAAGUUGCUCUCUCAUGUUUGUGCCAUCGCUGAUUCUAGCACACAGAACCUGGAUCUGGGUUCGUUUGACAAGGUUGAGUUCUUAAUCUGCGUUCCACCCUCAGAGGUCACCUUUCAUCAAGUCGUCCUUCACCUGUGGAACUCAGGUGUGUUACGGGAGUUAGGGCUCGACCAAGCCUGCUUAUCACUGAAGGAGGCUGAGCAGUACGUGGUAAAGCUAAACCAGAGCGCAGUGGGAAGGAUCAAUAGCCUCAUUCAGAAAUCCAAGAUGAACCCCUACACACUUUUCAUACUGGUGCAUGACCACGCACACUGGGACAUCAGCAGUGGACAGUACAGUGGAGGAGACUUAGGACUAGUGGACAGUCUGCUGAAUUGUAGGCAAAUUCGAGAUGCACCCAACAUCCUGACUCUCCACGUGACCUCGUUCCCUUUCACCUUGCAGACUCAGUGCACACGCAUCAGCCCUUACAAUGAGAUCCACUGGCCUUCUGCCUUCAAUAAUGAUAUGGAUCUCUAUCAUGAGAACACAAAGUAUUUUGGAGUAUCAGAGCUGUUGGAAACGACAUGCUCUGGUAGCGGCCUUCCUCUGUUGAGAUAUGACAGCUCGUUUGAGAGCAUGGCUACUGUCCUAGAAGAGAGGUUCCCAAAGCUGCACAGUGCGGUGAUUCGCACCCAUGUGCUAAUCCAGCAUUACUCUCUGGCUCUAAUGGCAACAGCGGGCAGGCAGGCCUUACAGGAUCUGCAGAAGCACAUCUCAGUGGAGACGCUGGAGAUGGUACAGUGCCUCCUCAACACAUCCCAGCGGUGCCCCAGCCGCCAUGGUCACAUGCUGCUCCUGAGAAUCCCCUCGCCCGCCCUCGCUGCCUUCGCUCACCAGCGCCUCUGUCAUGUCCGCAACAGACUCGGCCUCCACAAGCAGUUUGAGAUCAUUCUAGGGGAUCCGUGUUCAUCUCUCACUGUGGGAAAACACUUCCUGGACCAGCUGAGGGUCUGGCUAAAGGUCCUGGAUCCAGACUGGGCACCUCGCACCUAUCUAGAGCUGGAGGCCUUACCCUGUAUCCUCAUCUUAACUGGCAUGGAUCCAUUUGGCGAAUCUUUACCCAGGUCUCUGAAGUACUGUGAUCUGCGUGUUAUCAGCUGCUGGUCACUACAGCGCACUACUCUAGAGCAGGAGCUGGGACUGGCUGCAUACUUACUGAAGGAAAAACAAGACACCCAACAAGGGCCCCAUGUGCCCAGUGACCUGUCUGUGAGUGACCCUGAAAAACUCAGCAGCACUGACAAUGAGGAGGAGGAGGUUGUGGUGGAUGUAAACAACGAUCAUCUCAAUAGCCAGGGAAAUGUCUCUCCAACUGGCUCCCAGCACCUCCAAUCAGACUGGACUCCUCUAGACCAAGAAAAGCAGCCAAACCAGAGGCGGCAGUCCAAAUCCACCUCUUCCGGCUCUUCGUCCUCUUGGGCUUCUCCUCUACGGCAGAGCUGCUCCUGGGCUUGCAAUCUGAGCCACCCACCUGUGGUUCUGCUCCCCAAGGUUGUCUUUGACCUCAUCACCACUGUGGAUUCCAGUGGCCUUUCCAAAUCCACCUCCUUCCUCCCUCAUUCCUCUGUAGAGUGGGCAAGCUCCUUUAGACCCCUCCUUAGCAAGAUGAUGACUUGCACAGAGCAGUCGCUGUACUAUCGGCAAUGGACCAUUCCCAAGCCCCACCAUAUGGACAGCAGUAACCAGAAUGAAGGACGCACCGACAACUUCCACCCAAGGAGGCUGCUUCUCAGUGGACCACCACAGGUGGGGAAGACUGGGGCAUAUCUGCAGUUCCUAGGAAUUCUAUCUCGGAUGCUGAUCAGACUUAUGGAGGUGGACAUCUAUGAUGAGAAGGACAUCAACUGCAAUUGUGGAAGAGAUUUGGUACCAUAUAAUCAGGCCAUUGCAAUGUGGCCCAACAGAGAUACUGUUAGAGGGAUGUCCUUCGAUUACACCAUCCAUGAUCCAAAAUAUGAGGACAUCAGCAUGAUCUACUCACCAGACUUCACUCCAAAUGCAGAUGAUGGAAACUCCAGGCGGCAAGAGGAUAUGUAUCUACGCAGACGCACAGCACGGAUUAAACUCUCCAAAUAUGCAGCAUACAACACGUACCAUCAUUGUGAACAAUGUCACCAAUAUAUGGGGUUCAAUCCACAGUACCAGCUGUAUGAGUCCACCCUACAUGCCUUUACGUUCUCUCACCUUCUACUUGGGGAGGAAAUCCAACUGUACUUCAUCAUUCCCAAAUCAAAAGAGCAUCACUUCUUCUUCAGCCAAUCAGGAGGACAGUUAGAGAGCAUGAGACUGCCCCUUACCUCAGAUUGGAAUCCCGAUGCUGUCAAAAGUCCAAUAUUCACACCCACCACGGGUCGCCACGAACACGGCCUGUUCAAUCUAUAUCAUUCCAUGGAAGGAGCCGCUCACCUGCACAUUCUGGUCAUUAAAGAGUACGAGAUGGCCGUCUACAAGAAAUACUGGCCCAACCAUAUUAUGCUUGUCCUGCCCUCUAUCUUUAACGGAGCUGGAAUAGGAGCAGCUCAUUUCCUGAUUAAAGAGCUGUCCUAUCAUAACCUAGAGUUAGAGCGGAGCCGGAGAGUGGAGCACGGCAGUCGACCACAAGAUGUCUGGCCCUUCAUCAUCCUUGCAGAUGACUCCUGUGUCAUGUGGAACAGUGUUGAUAUAGACCCAAAAAGUGGUACUGAAGGCACAGAAAGAAAUGUGUCUUUGAAACAAGUUCUUCAGCACAUGGAGUCUUCUCCAGACAUCACUCAAUAUGGCUUAUGUGGGAUGAGGAAGUGGUCCAGUUGGGGUGUUGGGGUCGGACGGCAGAAAGAGCCCUUCUCACGAGGACACCUACAUGACUUUCUUCUACUCAACGUGGAUCUAACCCAAAAUGUGCAGUACAGUCAGAAUCGUUUCACAUGUGAUGAUGUGGAUUUCAACCUGAGAGCCCACAGCGCAGGUCUCCUUAUUUGCAGGUUUAACAACUUCAGUGUAAUGAAGAAGCAGAUUGCCAUCGGUGGAUAUGGUACCUUCAUCAUCAAGACAAAGAUGACAGAUGUACCCACCACAAUCCGGCCAUCUCAGUACAUCUGUGCCCCAGACAGCAAGCACCUGUUCCUGGCCACACCAGCUCAGCUGCUGUUGGAGAAAUACCUGCAGCACACCAGUCAUCACCUGUUUCCCCUCAGUGCCCAGAGCUACGGCCACCCCGUCCUCUCUGUCGACUGUUACCUUAACCUCGGCCCAGAGGUGACCGUUUGCUUUGUUAGCUCCAGACCUCACUCCAUUAACAUUAGCACUACUGGACUGCUCUUCAGUGGCCUGCUCUUAUACUUCUGUGACUCCUUUGUAACUCCCGGAUUCCUCAAAAAAUUCCAGUUUCUAAAAGGGGCAACUCUGUGUGUGAUCUGUCCCAACCGGAGCUCUUUGCGUCAGACUGUAGUUCGGCUGGAACUGGAAGAAGAGUGGAGGUUUCGUCUCAGCGACGAGUUUCAGACUGCCAAUGCCAAAGAGGACCAACCUCUCUUUUUCCUCACAGGAAAACACAUAUGACUCUGCAAGCCCGAAGACUCAAUCUCUUUGUUCUCAUUAACUUGUUGUCCUGUCUGUAAAUAAUAUUAGCUCUGUAUAUAAUCCACAGGAUGUGCUGUAAAUUUGCUUCAUGACUUGUUGUUGUUUUUUCCCUGUAUCUGCUAUCUUCUAAAAGGGAUAGUUUACCCCAAAAUGAAAAUUCUGUCAUCAUUUACUCAUUCAGGGGGGUUGUUCCAAACCCGUAUGACUUUCUUCCAUGGAACACAAAAGGAAAUGUUAGCUUAGGUCACCAAUCACUUACAUUGUAUGAAAGAAAAAAAUAAAGAUGCCAUUUUUGUUUUGACAGGGGUUUGGAUAUACAUGAGGGUAAGUAAAUAAUGACAGAAUUUUUAUUUUUGGGUGAACUCGUCCUUAAAAAUUAUUAUACAUUGCACACUGGCACACUCUCAAAACUUUACUCACAUCUUUAUCAUUGUUUAAAAUUUAUUUAUUUACUGUGACCAUUCUAUGGUUUUAAUCUUUCUCUGUUUUAUUGUUUGGUGUUUAUUGUUGUUUUUCUGUCACAUUAUCAGCUUAAUACACUAUUAUGAAGUGUUAAAACAACAGAUUCAAGUAUUUUGUAGAAAAGAGUAUUUUUGUAGCAGUGUUUGGCUUGUUCUGUGAUGUGUGUGGAUGAGAGCGU